Zingiber officinale is the source of this 1483-nucleotide messenger RNA. RefSeq names its product vesicle-associated protein 1-3-like. The transcript is spliced from 9 exons. Lineage: Eukaryota; Viridiplantae; Streptophyta; Magnoliopsida; Zingiberales; Zingiberaceae. The record is from RefSeq and is a predicted model, not a curated record. Gene Ontology annotation, biological process: endoplasmic reticulum membrane organization. The coding region runs from base 316 to 1260 and encodes 314 amino acids. Gene Ontology annotation, cellular component: endoplasmic reticulum membrane; plasma membrane.
CCCGGAGAACUAGAAAGGAACGUGCCAGAAGUAGUCUCGAACGCUUUCACGCGUGAGCCAAUCAACUGAGAGAGACGCGAAUCAGCAACCUUCUCCUUGGGCGAUUCCUCAUCUUAUUGACAACUCAUCGCGUUCCCUGCCCUGCUUACUCAAUAGUGCCCGGCGACCGUUUGCUUACGUUUGAGAGUUUCUAGGGUUCUACGCCAUCGAUUUCUCUCCUGCGUUGUAUUCUAUGUACCAUUUUUGAUCGUAGAUGCUGUUCUCCCGAAGCGGCUGACCGUGGAGGAGUCCACUCUGCGAUCACAGACGACGCCGAUGGGAGUGGAUCAAGUGCUCGUGGGGAUUCAACCUCAAGAACUUAAAUUUACAUUUGAGCGGAAGAAACAAAGUUCAUGUUCUGUCCAACUUAUCAACAAUUCAGGAGAAUGCAUCGCUUUCAAGGUUAAAACAACAUCGCCUAAGCGAUACUGUGUGCGACCCAAUACAGGCAUCAUUCUACCCAGAUCAGCAUGUGACUUUACAGUUACCAUGCAAACACUGAAGGAAGCUCCAUCUGAUUUUCAACUUAAAGAUAAGUUUCUUGUCCAGAGCACAGUUGUUCCCUAUGGCACAACGGAUGAGGACAUUGUGCCGAGUUUUUUCUCUAAAGAAAAUGGUAGAUACAUUCAAGAGAACAAAUUAAGAGUUGUUCUUGUCAGCCCUCCUACUCUUCCAUUACCAGAACCAUUUAAUGGAACUUCCAUACAAAAGCCAGUUUUAAAAGCAUUCAGUCAGUCUGCUGAGACCUAUAUUGCUAGCAAAGGCGUUUCUCAACAUCCACCAGCUAAUGAAGUUUCUGAUUCGAAAAAUCCUUCUAACUCAAAUAAAGUUUCUGAUUUGAAAAAGUCUUCUGACUCAAUCAAUGAUAAUGUGAAGCAUGAGCCCCUUCAUCAAAAUCAUAAGUCAAACGCGACACAUAUUUCAAGUGAUCAAGCAUUCACUGAAGCGGACAACACGCCUCCUCUUGUAGUUGCCAAAGAUAUUGAGGAACUAAAGUUGAAGCUUGGCAAUCUUGAAUUGAAACUAAAUGAGGCUGAGAAGAUGAUAAUGAAUUUGACACAAGAGAGUGAUGCUGUCUUGCAGGACGGAAAGAAAUUGCAACAAGAAAUUGCUUUGCUGAGGACCAAUUGUUCAGCUAGAGUGCGGGUUGGCUUCCCUUUUCUCUUUGUGGUUUACAUGACACUCGCUGGUUUGGCACUAGGACAUUUGUUGCACCUGUGAAGAUCAUCCGGAACUUUGAGCACAUUGCUGGAACUGAUAUUUUGUAGUUCUACAAUCACCAGUAUAUCCCCAUUGCACCUCUUCAGGCUAUGACCAUGUAUAUGACUUAUACACUUAAAAUGACAUUUUAGUCAACUUUUUAUUUUGUAAAGGCAAGACUCAAAGGAUGCGUUAAACUAUAUAGACUUGGACUCAUAGAAUGAUAAGAUCUCUUUAUGUGAAA